AUGGAGUCAAUCAAAUCAUAUGCCAGAUCUGAUUUUACAAAGAACAGAAAUUCUUUUCUUUCAUCAUGUUCAUUUCCUGGGUUUUCUCAUAAUUUCGCACAUCCAUCUCAAAAGAAAGUUUCUUCGGUAUAUACGGGUAGUGAAGCAAGAUAUACUUCAGAACGAGAGCAUGCAAACAGAUCGCAAAGAGGUGGACAAAUUUCAACUUUUAACACAAGCACGAUCGAGUAUAGCUCAUCAGCUCAAGAAGCACCAGUGCCUCUAUUUGAUCCGCUUAUGCUGAUGGAUCGCAAAGCAGAGCCAAGAACCUAUAAUCUUAUCAUACGACAAUCACCUAUUCACGGUCAAGAUCCAUUACCGAUCGUUCAACUGGAUGUUCGUGAUAAAAAUGGAAAGCGUGAUGUAAUAGGACAAUCAAGUCCAUUAUUUCUGAUGCAAGUGAAUCUGAUCGCAGAACAGAUCGAAAAGGGAGGAGGGGGAAUUGGUAAAAGAAAAAGGGUCUCUGAACUUAAUGAAAAUGGACGUGUAAGUCAGAGGUCGAAAGAAGUUCGUCAAGACCUUUGCUCUACAUCAAACAACAGCGCAAAUAUCAAUCGAGUAGGUUUACUUGGUUCAGCCUCGGUCUUUGAUUCGACAAGAGGGACAGCAACAACCAAAAGGGAUCAGAAAUCCAAUUUAGGUUCACACUCUCUACCCAAAUUACGCGAAACGUCCUUUUCAGCUUUACGUUUAUUAGAAGGCAAGUUGAUCGCAUCUCCUUAUAUUUUGAAAGAUUGCGAAGGUAUUCCAGAUAUCCUAGAUACCCAAGGGAGAAAUCGGUUCGAUUCGCAAAAGAGACACAAAGGAGAAAACAAUCUUAAAAGGAGACAUUCGAAACCAGUAUGUUCUUCAGCAAUCGCCAAAGAAGCAGCGGACGAGGUACAAGAAGAUCAAAAAGCAUAUUUUUUCAUCUUCGCAGAUCUAAGUAUUCGUUUACGCGGAACAUUUCGGCUAGAGUUCUCAUUAAUCAAAUUAGGACCACGCUUUUCUUCGACUUCAGCCCGCAAAGCAGCAGUAGGGGGCGAAAUUGUUGCAAAAACGAUCUCCGAACCAUUUCAAAUGCAUCAUGCAAAAGAUUUUGCCGGAAUGACAAAAUCAACACCUCUUGCAAAAUCACUAGCAGGUCAAGGCACUCACAUUCCUAUAAGAAUGGAUUGA
Molecule: messenger RNA, 1197 nt
Organism: Meira miltonrushii
Lineage: Eukaryota; Fungi; Basidiomycota; Exobasidiomycetes; Exobasidiales; Brachybasidiaceae
Exons: 3
Coding region: 1-1197 (398 amino acids)
Source: RefSeq, a predicted model, not a curated record